This is a messenger RNA of Daktulosphaira vitifoliae (grape phylloxera), 1146 nucleotides long. RefSeq lists its product as uncharacterized. The transcript has 4 exons. Bases 49 to 1032 code for a protein of 327 amino acids. The record is from RefSeq and is a predicted model, not a curated record. NCBI's taxonomy places the organism in Eukaryota, Metazoa, Arthropoda, Insecta, Hemiptera, Phylloxeridae.
UAUGUUAAAUAAUUGUCAUAAAUGAUUUUGCUUUGAUCAUAUCAAGUCAUGAAUGCCAAAGUAAAAUGUGUAUUAUGGUUAAUCGCCAUUAUUAUUGAUCAGACCACAUGUCAAAAUAAUGGUGACACUGCUGGUACUCCCGGUGCUGGUGGCGGUGUUGGAGCUACCGGAUCAAUUGGUGGUGCCGGGACUGCUAGUGGAGCUGGCGCUAAUGGUAGACUAAGUGGUACUACUGGCAUUGGUGCUACUGGUGCUGCUAGAGCGUUUAGUGCUUCUGGUUCCAUUAGUGCUUCAGGCGUAGCUGGUGCAGCUGAUAAUGCUGGCACCGGUAGACAAGCUACUUUCGGUACAUUCGGUCCAGCAGUUUUGGGUACUAAUAGUGGUAUGAAUGGAUUAGGCACAGGAGUAUUAGGAGCUAAUACGGGUAUGAAUGGAUUAGGUACAGGAGUAUUAGGAGCUAAUACGGGUAUGAAUGGAUUAGGUACAGGAGUAUUAGGAGCUAAUAUGGGUAUGAAUGGAUUAGGCACAGGAGUAUUAGGAGCUAAUACGGGUAUGAAUGGAAUAGGUACAGGUUUGGGUUUAGCCGGAGUAGGCAUACCGAGUACUACAAAUGGGUUAAAUAUAAAUGGAAUGGGAAUAACUGCAGGCACAAACGGAUUAAGUAUUAGUGGAGGAUUGGGUAUGCAAGGUAUGUUGCCAUUUCCAUUUUUUCCUCCUUACGGAUGUGAGAUCAAUUGUAACUUUCCAUUAGCCAUGUUGAAUCCAACUAUGCCAAUAGUUAUUACUCAAACCUCAAUAACGACUCCCUCUACAGUUACUCGCCCAGUUGUUCCAGUUACACUACCACCAGUAACGACAACACCGAGGGUAACUGUUGCACCUAUCCAACCUGUCCAAACCCAGUCAGUUUACAACACUCAGGUUUAUUAUGUAUAUCCUAACUGGUGUACUGGAUGGUGUAGGUUCUUGUAUAAACCUCAACCAAUGUAUUAUCAACCAAGCUGUAUUUUAUUCUCGUGGUUGGGUUUGUAAUAUCAAGUUAUUUAUUUAGUAAUGUAAUAAUUUAUUUAUUUUUUUAUUAUUUUGCAUACAAAUAUACCAACUUGACAUAAAUCAAAAAAAAAAAAAAAACAAAUAAUAAUAAUA